GCAUGGAUUUUGGAGAAGAGACGAACGCCGGCUAACCCGGCUUUUUGCCCAUGUAAACUCUGUGCACAGUUGUCCGUGCAUGAUGGCGAGUUUUAUCCGACAAGUUUGGAUCCGUUCAUCACCAUUACAGCGCUGUAUACGUAAUUAUAGAUGUACAACACGCCACAUCAGUGUCUGCAGCUCAGUGCGAUAUCAUCAUCAGUUGACAUCUUCUGAUAAAUGGCAACUUGCAAGGUUUCACAGACCAUGGUUAGACCAACCAGGCCUGGUCAGGCAACUGAGAACGUCCUCUGUUUUACAUGGAGAUGUAAUGCAGUUCAAGUUAUCAGAUAUUGGGGAAGGCAUAGCGGAGGUCGUUGUCAAAGAGUGGUACGUUAAAGAGGGCGACACCGUGGCCCAGUUUGAUAGUAUAUGCGAGGUACAGAGCGAUAAGGCUUCUGUUACAAUAACAAGCAGAUAUGACGGUGUCAUAAAAAAGAUCCAUUAUGAAGUGGACGACAUUGCACGUGUGGGGACCCCGCUUGUGGACAUACAAGUAGAAUCUGGAUCAAGCCAAGACAUGGAGCAGGCAGCGGAGAGUGACAGUGACACUGACGCAACCCAGGCCACAGGGGAAGCCACACACGAUGAGAAGCGAUACGUCAAGGUGCUGGCCACACCGGCCGUCAAGAGACUGGCAAUGGAGAACAAUAUUUCUCUCGCUGAUGUUGUUGGGACAGGCAAAGAUGGAAGAGUACUGAAAGAGGAUAUGUUGCGAUACAUUGACAUGAGACAAAGUGGAGCAACAACAACAACAAUAUCAGCAGCCCCACCCAAACCUCCUCCGCCCACACCCCAGGCCCCUCCCUCCCUUCCCCCCACCCCGCCACCCAUCGCCCCACCAGUCCCCCCACCCAGACCCCUGGAGCCGGUCGUGGUUGGCCAGGAUCGGACGGAGCCCAUCCGAGGCAUCAAGAAGGCCAUGGUGAAGACGAUGACGGCGGCCAAUCAGAUUCCUCAUUUUGGUUACUGUGACGAGAUUGACGUGUCGUCUCUGAUGCAGCUCCGGGGGGUACUCAAGGAGGCUGCCGGGCACAGGGGUGUUAAAUUCUCACUCAUGCCCAUGUUCAUCAAGGCUGCCUCCAUGGCGCUCAACUAUUUCCCAAUGCUCAAUGCUUCAGUUGACGCAGAGUGUGAGAACCUAACCUACAAGGCUAGUCACAACAUCGGCUUUGCCAUGGACACGCCGCAGGGUCUCCUAGUGCCCAACAUUAAGAACGUUCAAGCCAGGACGGUGUUUGAGAUAGCCCAGGAGCUGAGCCGACUCAUUUCCCUGGGUUACGAGGGCAAGCUGGGGUCGGAUGACCUCACGGGGGUCACCUUCACUCUGUCCAAUAUUGGAACGAUUGGUGGAACUUACGCCAAGCCUGUCUUGAUGCCUGGGACGGUGGCCAUCGGAGCAAUAGGGAAAGUUCAGGCCGUGCCACGUUUCGACGAGGACGACCGAGUCUACAAAGCCUACAUCAUGAACGUCAGCUGGUCAGCUGACCACAGGGUCAUCGACGGCGCCACCAUGGCCCGAUUCUCCAACAUCUGGAAAUCCUACCUAGAGGAACCGGCCACUAUGACCCUUGACCUCAAGUGACCCAGCCCCAGUGAAAUUUGACCUCUUGCUAUUUAACCCCUCGAAACUUUGAAAACGGCUUCGGAUGUGUCGUUUUCACACCACCCUGUUUGUAAACGGAGUACAGUGUACAAAUGUUCCCUUUCCCCAUUAUUUCUCCUGUAUCUUUCAAUAUCCACAAGAAGGAUUUAGACUUUGGAGGAUUUUGUAGGAUUUUUGUAGGUUUCAGGAAGGCACAUACCAGCCACUAUUACUUCAUAUUGAACUUGAUGCCCCUUGAAAAAAAAAUGUAACAUAUAUGGUGAAAAUGGGUGAUUUGGGUGAGCAAAAUUUACCUAGGGACAUAAGGGUAACGUUUAUUAAAAUCUGGUUAUGGGAUACCCCAUGUGUAGUGACAGAGAUUUGGGUCUUUAGGUCAAUGGUUUGUAAAGUAUGUAAAAAUUGAAUGGGUUACUUAUUGCAAUCCAACUGGCUUGAGUGUAACUCGGCAUUUUAUUUGUGUGUUUUUGAUACACUUUGAACUUCAGAAUCACGUAUUUCAAACUUGCCUCUCCAUAUAUAAAUAUAUAUGGAGAUAAUACACCAUUAUAUAUAUGAUACACCAAAUGGUGUAUUUUCAGGCGGGGAUCAGUAACCCCCCCAACCAAAAAAGCCCCAAAACUAAAACAAUUAUAGUAAUAAUAAUUACCUUUAUGUCCGCCUGUCCACAACAAUCGGACAUAAACAAAAUCUGACGGACCUGACCCCUUCUCCUGCAAAAUUCCUGGAUCCGCCCCUGAUUAUUUUCAUUUUUUGUUCCAAUUACAUUUUUAGUUUGACUUGUGAUCCCGUCUCGUUUUUUACCCUAGUUCAUACUUCAGGCGAAAGCAAAAGCAAAUCAAAAUUGUGACGUCAACAAUACGUUCAGAGUGCAUCCACCAUUGUUGACGACAUGAACUUUGCUUCGCACUUGCUUUCGCGUGGAGUAUGAACCGGGCUUAAAGCUUUGCAAAAACUGGAAGCCUUGCCUUCCAUUGUUGAUAACUUUGUGAUUUCCUCAUCCAGAAAUGUUCGUGAGAUGGAUAUUUGAACUUGUAAUUAAUGACUGAAACCACAACCGUACAUCCUGUGAGUUGUGAAGGAACUGUCUCAGUUUCUGGUGUCAACUGACACAUGUUUGGACGCGGCGAAAUGCCACACGAAUCCUAUUGUUUUAUUUUUGUGCUAUUUAUUGUCAUUCAAAUGAGUAUUUCAUUGUUUUGUUACCAUUCUAAUUAUGUGAAAAAAAGCAUAUGCCAUGCUCUUCAAAUAACCAAUUUUUAAUGUGUACGUUUUGUUUAACCGAACAAAAACCCUAAACUUUAUUUCGAUUCGGGCAUCCGCAACCCACUAAGAAAGGGUUUUGCGCACAAAUAACCUGCCCUGCGAAAGCCGACUUAUCGUCUACCAGCCAAAAUUUGGAAGUUUGUGAAGAAUUAAUGCAACAACUAACCGUCGGUGGAUUUUUUUUGUUCAUUGUCGCAUUCAAAAGUGAAUUACUUUUAUAUUGCUAAGAAAAUAGCAAUUUGAAAAAAAAUCUGGAUUUUUUUUAGGUGAAACUCUGGAAUAUAUCUUGAAGCAAUAUUGUAGCUGCGAGAUGUACGUGCGUGUAAUCACAUUGAAGCCUAAGUGUCAUUUCAUUCUGCUCUGCAAAACCACUUUUCACUGAAAUAACUCCACACUGGUGUCGAGUUCCAACAAAGUUGAUUUAAAAACAUACUUCUAUACACGGAAUAGUUUAUGUCUGAAAGAAUGCCACUAGUCAAACUAAUAACUUUUUAAAGUAUAUUUUUUUCACGUCAAUGGCGAAGCUUAUUUCCCUUCAACCGAAAAGCGGUGAAGAGAAAUACAUCAUUAGUUUUGGGUGGAUUUGUUUUGUUAUUUUGUUAUUUUUGUUUUUUAAGUACAUUGCAUUGUGAAGUAUUUGUGUUUACAUCUCGCCAUGUAUACCACCAAUUUCUUUCUUAAUCCUUUUUAAUAUUUGUUUUUGAGUUUUGCGUGUACUUUAAACCCAAACAUGUAGUUGGUCAAAUUUGUUUGAUAGCCCCUGUGGAAGAUUUUCCCGCCAAAAGAUUCAUAGAUUAUUCCCUGCUCUAGUAUGUAACCUCAUUGAAAAACCACAUUGUAAGGAAGUAAAUGAAAUGUGAAUAAUGUAAUCGAUUAGUAAUUUCAAUAAAUUCUAGAAGCAUUAAACUUACACUCCGU
Molecule: messenger RNA, 3826 nt
Organism: Patiria miniata (bat star)
Lineage: Eukaryota; Metazoa; Echinodermata; Asteroidea; Valvatida; Asterinidae
Gene: dbt
Product: lipoamide acyltransferase component of branched-chain alpha-keto acid dehydrogenase complex, mitochondrial-like
Exons: 11
Coding region: 80-1624 (514 amino acids)
Cellular component (GO): mitochondrion; cytoplasm
Molecular function (GO): acetyltransferase activity; lipoic acid binding
Source: RefSeq, a predicted model, not a curated record